UCCUCGCGCCGCCUUCCUCAUCUCCCCGAUCUCCUCUACCAGGCGCCCUCCUCGCGAUCCUCCCGUCGUGUCCUCGCACCACAGCCUCUUCUCCCCGAUCUCCUCUGUGACCCAGGCGCUGGGCGACCCCGGUGACUCCUCCGUACUCCGGCCGCGAGGUCGCAUCAGACGCCGGCUGCUCCUCCGCGGCCUCACGCCCUGCCGGCGACGAGGACACGGAUUGAGAAAGAUCCCUUGGAAGACAGGUAUAAAUGGGAAAUGCAAGUAGUAAAAGAAACAAACAGGGUGAGGCGAAAAGCGUGCCUCAACAAUCUCUGCAUGUGCAGAUAGAUAGACAAAGCAGUGCAGAGGACAUGGACGCGACAAGCCUCACCAGAACCGCUCUUCGUGAUGACACAAGGUCUCCAGGCAACCACAAAGGAACAAAGGAACCUCACUUAGGAAAUUUCCUUGAAACCCACCCACACCCUGAAGUUCAUGUCUCGGAAGUUGACCAUCUUGACGCGAUUAGUGGAGUGCUCGCGACAAGUGGCAAAUCAGAAGGACCUAACAAUGUAAAUUCAAAAAGCAUCACAACCACAGUGGGGAAUGCAACCAAUUUGCAACGACCCCCUCUUGGUGAUAUCUCUAACGUUGGCAUUCAUUCCAAAUGUGGCUCAGUGGUCUCAGAGAAGCACCAAAUCAAGAGGAUCUCGCAAUGUAAAUCCAAAAGACAUCACACCCGCACUGAGGAAUGCAACUAAUUUGCAACGACACCCUCUUGGUGAUAUCUCUAACCUUGACAUGCAUUCCCAAAGGAUCACAGUGGUCUCAACAAGCAGCAAAUCAGAAGGACCUCGCAAUGAGAAUUCAAAAAACAUCACACCCGCACCGGGGAAUGCAACAAAUUUGCAACGACACCCUCUUGGUGAUGUCUCUAAUGUUGACAUGCAUUCCCAAAUGGGUUCAUGCUUGCUCAACAAGCCCAAUGGACCCCACAUGGAAACGAUGUUGCGUGGACAGACAAACACCCACCCACCCCCUCCUGGUCAUGUCCUCGAUGUUGAUCGGCCUACCCAGACGAGUGGAGUUGUAGAUGAACCAUCCAUCUCAGAUGAUGAUGAUUCAUUACCUACUCCUAUUGCUAUCACAGCUGCUAAUGGUGCAGAUCUAGCAGAGAGUUCUACCGAUGGAGAUACAACAGCAAAAUCUAUUGCCAUUAGUGACAGUAGACAAGCUAAGAGGGCACACGAUAGAGAACGCAAAAGGGCAUACGAUAGAGAGCGCAGAGAGAAAUUGACCAGCGAACAAAGAGAGCAGAUAAAUGCACGGAGGCGAGACGCUUAUCGUAGGAAAAAGGAGUUGGGACCCAAAUUCCUAGAAGAACAAAAUCGGAAGACACGGGAACAACGCAAGCAAAGACGAGAUAGCUUAACUGCUGAGGAGAGAGCGGAUAUGAGUGCUGAAAGAAAGACAAGAUACAUGUCUAGGAAAAACACCCCGUGCCCUGAAUCCAUUGCAAUGCGACGUCUAGAUUUACCUACUACAUCUGCGGCCAAUCAGUCUUUGCACAGUAGUGCAUCACCUGUGUCAACGAAUAUGGCAGGACACACCUUCAAAUCUGAUGGUAAUUCACUCCAUCUGCAGUUCACUUCACUUCUUAUAUCCGCCCAGGUUGAAUUUGAGUGCAUCACCACGCCUGCAACCUUUGCAGAUUCGUUGUCUGCGAAAAUGUGUCAGCAGCUCGUGGCCCCACAUACAUUCGCAACAUCGAAACCGAUGGUGCCUAUCUAAGCAGAACCUUAGGUGAUGGUGCUAUAGAUGGCAACCUCAUAACAAUCAAUGAGCACCUCACAAGUGUCGACCAGCAAACCAGUGAUCCGCUAACAAUAGCGGAUAAUGGAGCUGACGAGCAGAGGCAUGAGUCCAGAGCAAAGCAUAGGACGAGAGAGCGAUCUUGCAAGGGAAAUAUG
Molecule: messenger RNA, 1952 nt
Organism: Triticum aestivum (bread wheat)
Lineage: Eukaryota; Viridiplantae; Streptophyta; Magnoliopsida; Poales; Poaceae
Exons: 11
Coding region: 589-1773 (394 amino acids)
Source: RefSeq, a predicted model, not a curated record